AUGGAGCGCGGGCCGGGCCGGCCCAGCCUGCAGCUCGUCCAGCAGGCCGUGCAGGCGCUCUACCACGACCCCGACCCCAGCGGCAAGGAGCGGGCCAGCUGCUGGCUGGGCGAACUGCAGCGUUCGGUCCAUGCCUGGGAGAUCUCGGACCAGCUGCUGCAGAUCCACCAGGAUGUGGAGUCCUGCUACUUCGCGGCGCAGACCAUGAAGAUGAAGAUCCAGACUUCAUUCUAUGAGCUCCCCACGGAUUCCCACGCCUCACUCCGGGACUCUCUGCUGUCCCACAUCCAGAACUUGAAGGACCUGUCCCCGGUCAUUGUCACACAGCUGGCUUUGGCAAUAGCUGACCUCGCCCUGCAGAUGGCUUCCUGGAAGGGCUGCGUGCAGACCCUGGUGGAGAAGUACAGCAAUGACGUGACGUCGCUGCCGUUCCUGCUGGAGAUCCUGACGGUGCUGCCGGAGGAGGUGCACAGCCGCUCGCUGCGCAUCGGGGCCAACCGCCGCACCGAGAUCAUCGAGGACCUGGCCUACUACUCCAGCACCGUGGUGUCCCUGCUGGUGACGUGUGUGGAGAAGGCGGGCAAUGAGGAGAAGAUGCUCAUCAAAAUCUUCCGCUGCCUGGGCAGCUGGUUCAACCUGGGUGUCCUGGACAGCACCUUCAUGGCCAACAGCAAGCUGCUGUCCCUCCUCUUCGAGGUGCUGCAACAGGACAAGACCUCGUCCAACCUGCACGAGGCUGCGUCGGACUGCGUGUGCUCGGCCCUGUACGCCAUCGAGAACGUGGAGACCAACCUGCCCCUGGCCCUGCAGCUGUUCCAGGGCGUGCUCACCCUGGAGAGCGCCUAUCACAUGGCUGUGGCACGGGAGGACCUGGACAAGGUGCUCAACUACUGCCGUGUGUUCACCGAGCUGUGCGAGACCUUCCUGGACAAGAUCGUGUGCACGCCGGGCCAGGGCCUGGGCGACCUGCGCACGCUGGAGCUGCUGCUCAUCUGUGCUGGGCACCCACAGUACGAGGUGAGCAGGGCAGCU
Molecule: messenger RNA, 1032 nt
Organism: Parus major (Great Tit)
Lineage: Eukaryota; Metazoa; Chordata; Aves; Passeriformes; Paridae
Gene: TNPO3
Product: transportin 3
Exons: 7
Biological process (GO): protein import into nucleus
Cellular component (GO): cytoplasm; nuclear membrane
Source: RefSeq, a predicted model, not a curated record